Molecule: messenger RNA, 2871 nt
Organism: Hemicordylus capensis (graceful crag lizard)
Lineage: Eukaryota; Metazoa; Chordata; Lepidosauria; Squamata; Cordylidae
Gene: TRAF3IP3
Product: TRAF3 interacting protein 3
Exons: 16
Coding region: 1058-2707 (549 amino acids)
Source: RefSeq, a predicted model, not a curated record
CUGUUUGGAAGGGAGAUCGGCCUGCGCUGCACUGGGCAGUGUGGGCUGGAGCGACUCUCCCUGUCUUAAAGGCAAGGAGAUCGAUCGGCCCCGCUGUUUUGGCAGCGAGACCAGGAGCAGCUCUCCUUGCCUUUAAGGCAGGGAGAGUCACUCAAGCUGUGCUGCCAACGUAGCGUGGGCCAAAUUUGGCUCUAAACGGGGCUUCACGGCCCCAUUUGGGUCCGAAAUAACACCCCGGCAUCUGACGUCAGAUGUGGGGGGCAUGUCUGGGGCCACGCUCACAGCCCCUGAUUGGUGGCGGCCCGGGUUCUUUGAAUCAGUUUGCCCAAUGGUGGCUCCACCUCUGUCAUACAGGACCAAUCCCAUUUCAGCUUUCUUUCCUGACUUCAUAGCAUUCUCACAUUAUCCUCCUUCCAUGCACUAUUCUUAGAAUACAAACAAGGAGUCCAUAGGUGGUUGAAGGCAUAGUGAAUCACAAAACCCGCAGCUGUGGGAAGGAAGAAUAAUUUAUAUAGAUAAGGAUUUGUCAACGUAUGUUGAAUUGUCACCCCCUUGUUCUGUUUUUGAUAGAAAAGCAACGAUUUAAUAACAGUUGGUGCAGUUGGCUCCUUAGGACAAGUACACAUGCAAUGGAGGAUUUUUCAAAAUUGCUAUGAGGGAGGAGGAGGUUAAUAACUCACACUUCAUAUAGGCACAGGCCAGAGAGGUAAUGCCUAAACAAAGGCACUCAUUCUUCUGACUGAGUUCUGGUGGAACCUGCCUGUGUCACUUGGAUUACAGUCAGAUGGAAACAGAAAAAAAACAAGUAGAAGAAAAAUCUAUUUCGAGCUUUGAGCGGUGCUUUUUAGGGCUUAGGACUCUUUGCUUAUGCUUUACUUAAAGGGCAGAUAAAUAUAUUUAAAUGUAUAACGUGAAGUGAUAGGACAUCUCUGAUCUGGCAGACUUUGGAAAGUGUCGAGCACAUAGAAAAUAAAGCUAUUACAGGAGUUUCAUCAGGAGGGUGUCUCUCCAGUGUAUUUGGACAGUGUUGUGUACUGGUGUGAGUUUUGCAUUCAGUAUGAUAAGUGGGCUUUGCAAAUCUUAUCGCUGGCGUGGCCCCCGGUGUGAAACGUAUGAAGAAAAAUGUGACCGUCGACAGGAGAAGCGUGAAAACCUGCGCAGAACAAAUAACAUGACCAUGUGCCGGUUCAUGAGGAGAUGCCACAGAAAAGAAGCCAAGGAGUCUCUUCCAAGCCCCCGACAGAUAGAGUUCCUCAGGAGAAGAAAUUUAAUAACUGAAGAGUCACUAAGGAAAGUGAGGUUGCCUCCUUGCACAGACACAUCUCUGUUUCUUGAGGACCAAACAGAAGCUUUGGAGGGGAGAUCAGCUUGGACAUAUUUGAGGUCAUCUCCUACCAACCAGAUGUCUUCGAACAAUUCCACCCUCCAGCUUCAUCCCAAGUCAAUACAGCAUGGAAGCUUCAGUGAUGCUUUUGCAUGUGGCAAGUUGAAAUCUUUGCCUGAAAACAAGUUUACUGUGAAAGUUUCCAAACACUGUAAAGGUACACAAACCACAACAGAGUCCGUUGCAGAAAAGAAAAACUCAGGGCAACAGACAGACUAUGGAAUAGCAGUUCUAGAUAAAGAAAUAAUUCAGCUUUCCAAUUACCUCAACGAAGCGCUACAUCGAGAACUAGUGCUGAAACAGAAGAUGGUUAUUUUGCAGGAGCUUCUAGCCACACUGCUACAGGCAGCAGAAAAGUCUUGGAAGGGUCAACUAAAUGAAGACAAACUCAAAUGCAGAUUGAGUAUUUUGGAGAAUCAAUUGCAGAUCUGCGCUCAGAGUUGCUCAAAGCGAGGCUUAAAGAGGAUUCUGCUGGAGAUGGAGGAUCAAAAGCAGAACUAUGAGCAGAAAGCAAAAGACUCUCUUCAGAAACUGCUUGAGGAGAAAUUGCAAGCAGAAAGGCAGCUCCAGAAUGCCGAGAGAGUUCUAGCUGUUGCAGAGGAAGACUGUGCCAUCUGGAAGGAACACUACAACACAUUAAAAAAGGACUGGAGCCAGCUGACUGACAAGCACAUUGAACUAGAAAACAAGCUUCAUGAUUUGGAGAACAAACUGCAGUGGUCAGAAGCCCAGAAUUCUCAGCUGCACCAAACCCUGCAGAACUUGGAGAGUGAACGUGCCAGUCUCUAUUCAAGAAUUGAUAUCCUACAAGAAGAUGAAAGGGUCACAAUGGAGUUUCUCAGUGCCAUGGAAGGCAAGCUGCAAACUGAAGAAAGACAGAAGCUAAUGCUGGAGGCUACAAUUAAACAUUUGCACAAUGUGAUACAGAAUCAGUCCGCAGAACUGAAAGCUUCGCAAGAUGAGAGGCAGAAGACAGACCAGAGUAUAUCAUCACACAGCCAAUCCCCCAGCCCAGCCAGAACCACAGAGACUGUCCAGUACAAAGACCACAUGGGGGGGAGAGAGAGCAACCUAGAGGACCAGCUGCAAGAGAGGACAUCCCAGUUCACAGCUAAGGAGAAAGAGUGCAAAGAUCUCCACUGUGAAUUAGAGAUCGUGAGUGAUGAGUAUCGCAGCUGCCUGACCAAGCUCCACCAGUGCCGGGAUGAACUCAAUCGUUCUCAAAGCAAGCAGACUGAAAGACGACACAGUCAUUGGAUCCCUCUCAUAAUGGUGGUGAUGGCAACAGCUAUGGUAUCUUACUUAGCCAACUUUACACCUUGAGUAUUCCCUCUAUUUAGUUCUGCUUAUGCUACUGCUUUUGCUAUGGAGAAUUCUUAAGUUAUCUGUUUAUAUACUGAACUUGUUUUUAAUUUCUUAUAGUAUAUGGAAUGGUGUUUUUUUCUGUAAAUGAGUUUGUUGGUUUAAAAAAAAAAUCAAAACAACCA